Messenger RNA from Cynoglossus semilaevis (tongue sole), 1007 nucleotides. Its product is annotated as P2Y purinoceptor 1-like. Bases 4 to 873 code for a protein of 289 amino acids. Gene Ontology annotation, molecular function: G protein-coupled receptor activity. Lineage: Eukaryota; Metazoa; Chordata; Actinopteri; Pleuronectiformes; Cynoglossidae. The record is from RefSeq and is a predicted model, not a curated record. Gene Ontology annotation, cellular component: plasma membrane. Gene Ontology annotation, biological process: positive regulation of Rho protein signal transduction; phospholipase C-activating G protein-coupled receptor signaling pathway. The transcript has a single exon.
ACGAUGUUUUUUGCUUUCCCGCAUUUGUCCAACCAUUCUGAAUUGGAUCUAAAUGAUUUAAACCUCUGCGAAAACAAUAAAGAACAAAUUUGGAUUUGGUUAGCCGGCACAUUGCUGUGUUUUUUGGUGGGUUUUCCAGCAUCUGUGGCCAUCCUUUGGGAUAUGUUCAAAUCGCGCAGAGAUGGAAAUUUCCUCACACCACAUUCUUUCUUCUUAUUGAAUCUCACCAUCAUGGACGCUGUGUUCAUGUUCUUCAUCCCACCCGGAUUCCUGAAUUAUUUACUGUUGCACGAUCUCAAAUUUGAUGCAAUUUGGAAUUUUGUCUAUGCUCUGAACCUUUGUGGCAGACCCUUGACCAUGGCCUGUAUUUGUCUGGACUGUUACCUGGCUGUGGUUCAUCCAAUUACCUACCAUCAAAGGAAAAGUCUGACUCCGCGGGUUAUUCUGGUGAGCCUUGUUUGGACUCUGACCAUUGCUUCUGGGUUGGGAUAUGCUUUUGAUUACACUUUAUUUGCGACCAUGUUUCCCACCGUGCCAUACCUAGUAGCCGUCGUAAUAAUUGGAGUGUGCGACUUCUUUAUCAUUUACACAUUGAUUAAGUCUGACCCGAGCAACAAUACCAUUCACCCACAAAAGAGAAGAGCUCUUCAGACAGUGAUCAACAGUCUGGUCAUGACUCUGAUCUCAUAUCUACCCCCAUUACUCAUCUACUGUAUUGCGAUUCCUCAGUUCAGUGCCCAGAACUUCAGUUGUAUUUUCAGUAUUCCAGCUUCAAUCACUACCACUCUGGGAUCGGCUGUGAUGCCUUUGCUUCACUUGAAUAACCUAGGUAAACUGGAACACUUUAUGUUUGGAUGCUGCAGAAAAGAUUAGAUGAUUUCCUCUUGUUUUGUUAAAGACUGAGAAUGAGAAAUAGGUGUAAUGUAUUGUUAAAACCUCUGUUGAUUGUCGUCAAGUUAGAAUUAGACGAUUUCAUGGCUUCUGUGCUGUAAUGUAUUUAUUUCCUG